AUGUCGGGCCUAUUUGGCGGCGGCGCGGCGGCCGCGCAGCCCAACACGGUCGGCGACCUCAAGAACGACGUGGCGAUCGCGAAUCCGCCCGAAGACAGCAUCUCAGAUCUCGCAUUCAACCCGAACCAAGCAGACCAGAAGGACUUUCUCGCCGUGUCAAGUUGGGACAAGAAGGUGCGCAUCUACGAGGUACUCGGCAACGGCACCGCGGAGGGGAAGCACGCCUACGAGCAUGACGGUCCGGUAUUUAGCGUCGACUACUACAAGGACGGCACCAAGAUCGUGUCGGGCGGCGCAGACAAGCAGGCCAAGGUGUGCGACAUGAACACGGGCCAGACGGUGCAGGUGGCGGCGCACGACAAACCUGUGCGGUCGGUGCGGUGGUUCGACAACAACGGCAGCCCGAUGGUCAUCACGGGCUCGUGGGACAAGACAGUCAAGUACUGGGAUAUCAGGCAGCAGACACCCGCAGCGACGCUGCAGUGUCAGGAGCGCGUCUACACCAUGGAUGUCCGCGACAAGCUGCUGGUCAUCGGAACGGCGGAUCGCUACAUCAACGUGGUGAACCUGAACGAGCCUCAAAAGUUCUACAAGACUCUGCAAAGUCCGCUCAAGUGGCAGACGCGUGUGGUUAGCUGCUUCACCGACGCCAACGGUUUUGCUAUCGGCAGUAUCGAGGGCCGUUGCGCCAUUCAAUAUGUGGAGGACAAGGACUCCAGCUCCAACUUCUCAUUCAAGUGCCAUCGAGAUGCGCCACAGGGCAGCGUUACUAGUGUGCACGCCGUCAACGACAUCUCAUUCCACCCGGUACACGGCACCUUUAGCACGGCCGGUUCCGAUGGCACGUUCCACUUCUGGGACAAGGAUGCAAAGCACCGUCUCAAGGGCUACCCCAACGUCGGCGGCAGCAUCACCGCGACGACCUUUAACAAGAACGGCAACAUCUUUGCCUACGCCGUCAGCUACGACUGGGCCAAGGGUUACCAGGGUAACAACAGCACUUAUCCCAACAAGGUCAUGCUCCAUCCCGUUCAGCAGGACGAGUGCAAGCCUCGUCCGUCUGUGAAGAAGCGAUGA
Molecule: messenger RNA, 1077 nt
Organism: Pyricularia grisea
Lineage: Eukaryota; Fungi; Ascomycota; Sordariomycetes; Magnaporthales; Pyriculariaceae
Exons: 3
Coding region: 1-1077 (358 amino acids)
Biological process (GO): transcription-dependent tethering of RNA polymerase II gene DNA at nuclear periphery; RNA export from nucleus
Cellular component (GO): nuclear pore
Molecular function (GO): ubiquitin binding; RNA binding
Source: RefSeq, a predicted model, not a curated record